This is a messenger RNA of Limanda limanda (common dab), 1205 nucleotides long. It is a transcript of the gene erg28, whose product is annotated as ergosterol biosynthesis 28 homolog. The transcript is spliced from 5 exons. NCBI's taxonomy places the organism in Eukaryota, Metazoa, Chordata, Actinopteri, Pleuronectiformes, Pleuronectidae. Gene Ontology annotation, cellular component: membrane; endoplasmic reticulum. Bases 158 to 589 code for a protein of 143 amino acids. The record is from RefSeq and is a predicted model, not a curated record. Gene Ontology annotation, molecular function: protein-macromolecule adaptor activity.
ACAUCCUGCUCUACAUCGAGUAUUGUGUGUUCUCACCAGAUGUGUGGCUACACGGUGCUUUGACACACACCGUCAGGUGCGUCUCUCACACAGGCACAAGACAGACAGAGGGACAAUCGGACAGACAGACAGAGAGACAGACAGACAGAGAUCCAGGAUGAGUCGCCUCCUGAACGUGCUGCGGAGCUGGCUACUGAUGGUGUCCGUCAUCGCGGUGGGCAACACGCUGCAGAGCUUCAGAGAUCACAGCUUCCUGUCGGAGAAGCUCUACACGGGCGCGCCGGAGUUUGUGAAUGGUCUCCAAGCUCGGACAUUCGGCAUCUGGACAUUGCUGUCAUCGAUCAUCCGCUGUGCCUGUGCCAUUGAUAUUCAGAACAAGACGCUGUAUCACAUCACCUUGUGGACAUUUGUGUUGGCGCUAGGACACUUUCUGUCCGAAGCCUUCAUCUACAAAACCGCCCCUCUGACUAUCGGGGUCAUGGCGCCGCUCCUCGUGGCAAGUUUCUCUAUUGUCGGAAUGCUGAUUGGAUUCCAGUGUGUUCCAGACACUCAUGAAGAAGUGGGAGCACGACGGAAGAAACGUAACUGAGUCCCAGCACCAAACGGUUUUGGAGUGGACUUGUCCUGCUUGUGCUGCUUCUGGCCUUGAGGAGCAUGAGACUUGGAUGUGCUUUUCAUUUAAAACUGGGACACUAUCUAAAGACUGUACACAAAACAUUCUGCCUCGAUGUAAUUCAUGAUUUUUAACUGGACAUUUUACAGUUGACAGUGCAAUUGCAUGUCAUGUGAAAAUCAUCCUGUUAUGAGUGAGGUGUUGCUGAGUUAAGAGAUCAGAGAAAUUAUUCAAAGCAGAUGCUCUUCAUCACAAAAUAUCACAUCAACUUAAAUUAGCAAUUGUUUUGUUUCUGUGAAAGUUUGUACACCCUGUGAACUUCUGCUCUUUUUAAAAAUUAAAUAAUACGAUUUUUAAAUGUUCUAUUGGAGUAAUAUGCUAAUGAGAUGUAUUUCUGAUCACUUGUGUUAAAUGCGCAGACAUCUUGUUGUCAGGGGUGUGAUUGUGUUCUUACGUUGUUUUGAUAAAUGUGUGAUAUCAUGCACUGCUUAAAUGUUAUAUUUGGGUUCCUCAGCUAGGUGUUUUCAUGAUUGUUUUCAGCGCUGACUUUGGCUUCAUUGAGAUGGAUUAAAGUGCAGAAAACACUCAGAAA